AUGUUUGGUUCUUCAGGGGCUCGGUCUCUGAGAAUACCUCUCAAUGCUACUGUCUCUCAGGCGGUUAGUAAAGGAAACUGGAACCUACCACCAGCUCGCUCUAAAUCGGCUGAGACUCUACAGAUCAUUCUAUCGACUAUGUCAGUCCCGUCUGCUGAAAGUGGUGGUGAUGUUUAUUUGUGGCGUAAUCAAUCUGGCGGCUUUGGUCCGUCUUUCUCUGCUCAUGUUACUUGGGAGAGGAUCCGUAUGCCUAGCCCUUUAGUUCCCUGGCAGUCCGUCGUGUGGUUCAAAGAGGAGCUCCCUCGUUGUUCCUUUAUAACUUGGACUGUCUAUCUUGGAAGAUUACCUACGAGGGACCGCUUGAUCUCAUGGAGGCUAUCUGUUCCAACAGGUUGUGUCCUAUUCUCUGCAGCUGAUGAGUCUAAUAGCCAUCUUUUCUUUGAGUGUGUUUUUGCGGCUGCUACUUGGUCUCGUUUUUGUGGCAGGUACAUGGCGUCUCCCCCGGCUUCGUUAGCGGCAGUCCUUGACUCGCACUACAAGAAAACAUAA
Brassica napus (rape) is the source of this 549-nucleotide messenger RNA. RefSeq lists its product as uncharacterized. NCBI's taxonomy places the organism in Eukaryota, Viridiplantae, Streptophyta, Magnoliopsida, Brassicales, Brassicaceae. The coding region runs from base 1 to 549 and encodes 182 amino acids. The transcript has a single exon. The record is from RefSeq and is a predicted model, not a curated record.